This is a messenger RNA of Siniperca chuatsi (mandarin fish), 1476 nucleotides long. RefSeq names its product four and a half LIM domains protein 2-like. The transcript has 7 exons. Gene Ontology annotation, molecular function: transcription coregulator activity. NCBI's taxonomy places the organism in Eukaryota, Metazoa, Chordata, Actinopteri, Centrarchiformes, Sinipercidae. Bases 16 to 969 code for a protein of 317 amino acids. Gene Ontology annotation, cellular component: Z disc; nucleus. The record is from RefSeq and is a predicted model, not a curated record.
UCGUGAUGACUGCAGAUGAAGGCAGAUGGACUACAGUGCUCAGUAGACACCUCUGGUCCCAGUCAAGCAGGCUCGUCAUCUGAACCUCACUCACAGGACAGUCGACUCAGAGAGGAGAUUUCAGUCGAAAUGGCUGAACCCUACGACUGCAUGGAGUGUAAGGAGUCCUUGUAUGGGCAAAAGUACAUCCUGAAGGACGAAAACCCGUACUGCAUUAAGUGCUACGAGACACUUUUCUCCAACAACUGUGAAGUGUGCCAAGGGCUCAUUGGCUGCACCAGCAAGGAUCUGUCCUUCAAGGACCGCCACUGGCACAGCGAAUGCUUCCUCUGCAUUAAGUGCUGCCGAUCUCUGGUGGAGCGGCCUUUUGCAACCAAGGAUGACAUGUUGGUGUGCAUCGAGUGCUACAGCAACGAGUACUCUGCCAAGUGCCAUGCAUGCCUGAAGACCAUCAUGCCAGGCUCUAAAAAGAUGGUGCAUAAGGGCAACAGUUGGCAUGAGAAUUGUUUCACCUGCAGCCGUUGCCAGCAGCCCAUCGGCACCAGGAGCUUCGUGCAGAAGGACGCCAACAACUACUGCUUGCCCUGCUAUGAGAAGCAGUUUGCCCAGCAGUGCUUCCACUGCAAGAAGCCCAUCACCACUGGAGGAGUGAACUACCGUGACCAGCCCUGGCAUAAGGAGUGCUUCGUUUGCACUGGGUGCAAGCAACAGCUGGCCAGCCAGCGGUUCACCUCUCGGGACGACUUCGCCUACUGCCUCGAAUGCUUCUGCGACCUGUUUGCCAAGAAAUGUGCUAACUGCACCAACCCGAUCAGCGGUCUCGGGGGAAGCAAGUACAUCUCGUUUGAGCAGCGCCAGUGGCACAACGACUGCUUCAACUGCAAAAAGUGCUGCGUGUCCCUGGUCGGUCGAGGUUUCCUGACGUGCAAAGACGACAUCCUCUGCCCCGACUGUGGCAAAGACUUCUGAGAGAUCUCCAAGCCGGAAAAUAGCCAAUCAAAGAGCACUGGCAGUAUUCUCCUAACCUGACCUUUUGUUGCAUUAAUUGUAUCAUUUAUUAGUUUCCUACACAUUAACCUGUUCUUCCUGCUAUGGUGUUUUCUGCAUACGCUGAUGAUACUGUUUAUAAAUGAGUUGAAGCCUUCAUUUCAAAAUGUAGUUGUCAGAAACAUUCCCAUUCGGGAAGCAAACCUUUUGUCAGUGUGUUUUCAUGCUUUCAUGUCAAGAAUCCUAAAGAAAAUGUGUUUAAUCUCAUUUUGGAAUGAAACUCUGUGUGUGUGGCAUCAAAAUAACAAUUUUUGAUAGAUACUUUAGAGCAUAUUAGGAGCACUAAGUUGUUUUAAUAGAUGGCACUGUGAUUGCAAUUGUUCUUAACAGAGUUAAUAUAAUACUACUAAUACUGUUUAUUCUAAUUACAUAAAUUCUGUUUAAUGAAAUCUACAUCUGUUAAGCACAAUAAAGAUUUUUUGGAUUUGA